UCAUAACUGAACGGCAAGGCAGACGAGAGCACCACUCCUGUGUUUAUAUAUGAAAGAUUACUGACUUCUGUUUGAAGAUAAAGGGUGGGAACAACAAUAAGGACCCUGCUCCAGAGAUGAACCACAAAUGUGGCAAUCGUUGCCUCGGCCCCCUGACUUUUCAUACUUGGGCUGUGGGAGACCAGAUCCACCUGACUGAGGGCUGUCGACGUGCCGAGAGAAAUAAAGACACUUUCAGAGGUGGCGUGGUGUUCAGCAACCGCCCUGUGAGGACCUGCGAGAAGAUCCGGGUAAUGGUGGAGAGGAAAGUGCCUCAUUGGAAAGGAGCCAUGCGUGUAGGCUUCACCAACAUGCCGCCAUCAGCCAGAUCUUUGCCCCUGCCCUGCUUGGCCAUGCCUAACCUCACCAAAACCCAGGGGCACUGGGCCACUCCUGUGCCCGAGUCCUGCUGUGAGGAAGGUUUGGAGCUGGAAUUCUGGGUCUCUGCUUGUGCCCACUUAUCUGUGAGAUUUCACAGCGGCAGGAAGCAAAAACUACCAAUAAAAGUGGACCUCAGUCGGCCACUCUGGGCCAUGAUUGAUGUAUAUGGGCAGACGUGUUCUAUCUUCCUCCUUGGCUCAAAGAAAAAAGAAUGGCUCCUCAAAAAAAGAUCCUGCCCUAAACCUGAACCGAGCCCUCUCAUCAAACGUCUCUGCAGUUUCAAUCCUGAUUAUACGGCACUCAAUGAAAACUCGUAUGACCAUAUCUCCAGCCUUAGCACUGAAGACCCAGCAGAUGAUGGCUGUGUGGUGUGCAUGGGGCAAAAGGCUGAAAUUACACUGCCCUGUGGGCACCGGUGUCUAUGCCCUCACUGCAGCUUCAGGGUCCUGGAACAGUUUGGUACCUGCCCGUUGUGUCGACUGGAGAUUAUCACUUCAUUAGUAAUGGGAACGUGACUCUUUGGAGUUGGCUGAUCGCUUAACCUUGAGGGAGAAGACAUGAAAUGCAAGCUUCUGAGAGACUGUAACACUACAGCAUGCACCUACUGAAUGCAUCCUGAUGCAUAAACCUGAAGUCGUGUGAGUUUCUGAAGCUAAAAUUUCACUGAGUGAAGUAAAACCAUAAAGCUUUCUGUAUUUCAUUUAUAAACAUAAAGCUUGCAAAAAGUUCCCAAAUGGUUGUGUGAAGAAACUUAGUUUUUUAUGCUAUGUAUAAACAAAAGGAAAAUGUGUUUUAUUUUUUAAAAAUUCACUUUUUUGUAUAUGUAAAAUCUUACUUGCACUCAGGCUUAUUUGCAAUCUUGUUUCUAUAAUAAAUAUAUUAUUUCCUUUUUUGUAAAUCCUUUUCAGAAGAAAAAUGUAUAUGAUUAAUGAUUUUUUUAUUGUAUUAAUGUUACAAAUUGUGGCCAUGAUAAUAAACCAUGUUAC
Molecule: messenger RNA, 1406 nt
Organism: Girardinichthys multiradiatus
Lineage: Eukaryota; Metazoa; Chordata; Actinopteri; Cyprinodontiformes; Goodeidae
Product: E3 ubiquitin-protein ligase NEURL3-like
Exons: 4
Coding region: 117-935 (272 amino acids)
Molecular function (GO): ubiquitin protein ligase activity
Source: RefSeq, a predicted model, not a curated record